UUAUUAGCAUUUUCAUCAGUUCUUCAAAUUUCUUUUAUCUCUACGCAUUUCACCUUUCCACCAAAAUUUGCGUGUUCGCACUCCAGCUUGGUAGUUUUAUCGCUAGUUCGGGGUUGAGUCUAGUUUUCCCGAAUCAUUUAAUGGACAAAUACAAGCAAUAUGAACGCGUAUUCAAUCACUUCGAUGAAGAUGGAGACAUGAAAAUAUCGCCUUUUGAGCUUCAAAAGUGUGUUGGCUUAAUAGGUGGGGUGAUGUCCCUAGAAGAGGCGGAGGCGACCAUCACGUCGAUCGACUUAGACGGGGAUGGGUUGUUGCGUUUGGAGGAUUUUGUGAAGCUAGUUGAAGGAGCCGGAGAAGAAGAAAAGGAAAAUGAUUUGAAGGAGGCCUUUGCAAUGUAUGAAAUGGAGAGGAGUGGAUGUAUAUUACCAGAGAGUUUGAAGAGAAUGCUUAGUAGAUUAGGAGAAGCUAAAACCAUUGAGGAAUGUAAAUUGAUGAUAGCUCAUUACGAUAUCAAUGGGGAUGGACAACUCAAUUUUGAUGAGUUUAAGAUUAUGAUGUCUAGUUAGUCCUAAUUGGUUUCCUGUCCUUCAUAAUUGUCAUUCAUUCAUUGAUUGUAUAAGUUAUUAAACACAUUGUUUCUGCGGGCUACUUCGUGCACAAUA
Olea europaea var. sylvestris is the source of this 662-nucleotide messenger RNA. RefSeq names its product putative calcium-binding protein CML19. The transcript has a single exon. The record is from RefSeq and is a predicted model, not a curated record. Gene Ontology annotation, molecular function: calcium ion binding. NCBI's taxonomy places the organism in Eukaryota, Viridiplantae, Streptophyta, Magnoliopsida, Lamiales, Oleaceae. The coding region runs from base 141 to 566 and encodes 141 amino acids.